UCGACGAGGUGGCUACAAACAUGGCCGCACGGUGCCUAUUUAGGAGCUAUUCUCGGGUCAAAAAUGUCGACCAAAACACACGAAUACUUGUCAGAUGUAGCAGAAGGAUGCUGUGCAGUGUACCGUCUGACAGCAGUAAGUCGUUUAUUUACAAUUUGUCGUCACACUGAGAAAUGGGAGCUCUACAACUGACCUUGUAGCAUGUGCAGCUAUUGUUAUCUACUGUUAGCUGCCUAUGCGAAAACUUAGCUGUCGUUCACUUUUCAGCAUUUGAAUCACUUGAAUGGUACUGGUAGCUAGUUGUUAUCCUUGAAGCUAUUUACACACAUGUUGACAAGAACAUACAUCUAUCCAGCGUUCAAAACUGGGAACUCGGAAAAGCAUCAUUAGCAUUAAUUUAGCAUAAACUACUAGUGCUUUAAAGACUGUCAAAUCAUGACGUCAGUGAUCUUCAGGUCGGAAAGACGGAGCUCUUGUAAGACGCCAGAGUUUUCGACAUUUUCCGACUUGGAAACGAUCUUUGCCAUUCGGAUUUCGUUUUUUAUAAUAAUAAUAUGCCAUUUAGCAGACGUUUUUAUCCAAAGCGACUUACAGUCAUGCGUGCAUAAUUUUUUGUGUGUAUGGGUGGUCCCGGGGAUCGAACCCACUACCUUGGCGUUACAAGCGCCGUGCUCUACCAGUUGAGCUCCGAGUUACGAGUUGUCUUGAACGCUCGGAUGUCGGAGAUUUCCGAGAUCUGGGUUCCCAGUGUGACAGCAAUCAGACUCGGGGCAUUUUACAUUUACAUUUUAGUUAUUUAGCAGACGCUCUUAUCCAGAGCGACUUACAGUUAGUGAGUACAUACAUUUUUCAUAGUGCCCCCCCACUAAUUCCUAUAAUUUACACUGUUAAAUAACAGAAUGUAAGAACAAUAUUUUUUCUAAAGAAAUGUUUCAUUUUGUCAUUAUAAUAAGGUUGGUAACAAUGUGACAAUAUUUGUGGAAAUCUGUUGCAGCUCAAGUCGACUACAAAACCCGCAAUGCUCUCUCUAUGGGCUGGCUGGCUAGCUAGGUAGCUAGCUAGCAAACGUAGUUACACACAAUAGUACUAAAGUCAAUAUCAGCAUGUGAAGUAGCUAGUUCGCUGUAAAAUCGCCUAAUCAAACUGCACUAUCAAUUUAGGAGUCUACAAUCUCGCCAUGUUCAACCUGCAGAUCGAUGUGCUUCGCAGAGUGGCGCCUGACAUUCCCAAUGGCACCCUGGACUGAAGAGGCAGACAAAUAUGAGAAAUGUGGUGGACCCUCUGUUAAGUUACAUGUUUUUCGAGGUAGGAGUAUUGCAAAAAAUAUGAUCAAUGGCUCAUUCAUGAGAAGAAAACUUCCCACUUUAUGACAUCGGCCAGGAUUGAAAUCUGACAUAUGAUAGACGUUUUCACGAUCUAAAAGUCAAAUUCCUAUUAUACUGAACAAAAAAAUAAACGCAACUGUUUCAAAGAUUUUACUGAGGUACAGUUCACAUGAGGAAAUAAGUAAAUUUGAAAUAAAUUCAGUAGGCCCUAAUCUAUGGAUUUCACAUGACUGGGAAUACAGAUAUGCAUCUGGUUGGUCAGAUACCUUUCACAAAAUGGUCCUCACAAUGGGCCUCAGGGUCUCCUCACUGUAUUUUGGUGCAUUCAAAUUGCCAUUGAUAAAAUGCAAUUGUGUUUGUUGUCCGUAGUUUAUGCCUGCCCAUACCAUAACCCCACCGCCACCAUGGGGCACUCUGUUCACAACGUUGACAUCAGCAAACCGCUCGCCCGCACAACGCCAUACAGGUGGUUGUGAGGCUGGUUGUAGGUACUGCCAAAUUCUCUAAAAUGACGUUGGAGGCGACUUAUGGUAGAGAAAUGAACAUGACAUUAUCCGGUAACAGCUCUGGUGGACAUUCCUGCGGUCAGCAUGCCAACUGCACGCUCCCUCAACUUGAGACAUCUGUGGCAUUGUUGUGACAAAACUGCACAUUUGAGUGGCCUUUUAUUGAUGGAGUAUCUUGGUAAAGGAGAAAUGCUCACUAACGGGGAAUGUAAACACAUUUGUGCACAACAUUUGAGAGAAAUAAGCUAUUUGUGCUUAUGGAACAUUUCAGGAAUGUUUUAUUUUAGCUCAUGAAACAUGGGACCAACAGUUUACAUGUUGCAUUUAUAUUUUUGUUCAGUGUAACUUCCAGUGUAGUGAGAGCAGCUUUAUCACAAUGCUACAUCAGAAUGGCCAAAUUUCUGCCUGCUUGAAUGGGCAAUAGCUCAGAUACACAUGAAGUGACCCUGGGAAUCGAUAGAACGUUGAUCAGAUAUGCCCCAAAACAGUAUAACAUUCAAAAUGGUUGAGUCUUUCCUUUUUAAGAUCAAAUCAAAUGUUAUUGGUCACAUACACAUUUAGCAGAUGUUAUUGCGGGUGUAGCGAAAUGCUUGUGUUCCUAGCUCCAACAGUGCAGUAAUAUCUAACCAUUCACAACAAUACACACAAAUCUAAAAGGAAAAUAAUGGAAUUAAGAAAUAUAUAAAUAUUAGGACGAGCAAUGUCGGAGUGGCAUUAACUAUAAUACAGUAUAUACAUAUGAGAUGAGUAAAGCAGUAUGUUAACAUUAUUAAAGUGACUAGUGUUCCAUUUUUAAAGUGACCAGUGAUUUCAUGUCUAUGUACAUAGGGCAGCAGCCUCUAGGGUGCAGGGUUGAGUAACCGGGUGGUAGCCGGCUAGUGACAGUGACUAAGUUCAGGGCAGGGUACUGGGUGGAGGCCGGCUAGUGAUCGCUAUUUAACAGUCUUAUGGCCUUGAGAUGGAAGCUGUUUUUCAGUCUCUCGGUCCCAGCUUUGAUGCACCUGUACUGACCUCGUCUUCUGGAUGAUAGCGGGGUGAACAGGCUGUGGCUCGGGUGGUUGACGUCCUUGAUUUGUUCAGUGACUGGCUUCAAUAUAGCGACUUUUGUAACUCACCCAAAAAUGCAGGGAUACACUUUUUCCCAAAAUCAUUAUCCCACUGGGCCAGAAAGACCUCGGGCAUGAUCAUUGGAGCAAGGCUUGAAAGACACGUCGCCGGAGCUACUUCAUCCCUAAGUCAAAAAUAUACCUACAGUGGGGAGAACAAGUAUUUGAUACACUGCCGAUUUUGCAGGUUUUCCUACUUAAAAAGCACGUAGAGGUCUGUAAUUUUCCAGAAAAUCCAGAAAAUCACAUUGUAUGAUUUUAAAGUAAUUAAUUUGCAUUUUAUUGCAUGACAUAAGUAUUUGAUCACCUACCAACCAGUAAGAAUUCCGGCUCUCACAGACCUGUUAGUUUUUCUUUAAGAAGCCCUCCUGUUCUCCACUCAUUACCUGUAUUAACUGCACCUGUUUGAACUCGUUACCUGUAUAAAAGACACCUGUCCACACACUCACUCAAUCAAACAGACUCCAACCUCUCCACAAUGGCCAAGACCAGAGAGCUGUUUAAGGACAUCAGGGAUAACAUUGUAGACCUGCACAAGGCUGGGAUGGGCUACAGGACAAUAGGCAAGCAGCUUGGUGAGAAGGCAACAACUGUUGGCGCAAUUAUUAGAAAAUGGAAGAAGUUCAAGAUGACAGUCAAUCACCCUCGGUCUGGGGCUCCAUGCAAGAUCUCACCUCAUGGGGCAUCAAUGAUCAUGAGGAAGGUGAGAGAUCAGCCCAGAACUACACGGCAGGACCUGGUCAAUGACCUGAAGAGAGCUGGGACCACAGUCUCAAAGAAAACCAUUAGUAACACACUAUGCCGUCAUGGAUUAAAAUCCUGCAGCGCACGCAAGGUCCCCCUGCUCAAGCCAGCGCAUGUCCAGGCCCAUCUGAAGUUUGCCAAUGACCAUCUGGAUGAUCCAGAGGAGGAAUGGGAGAAGGUCAUGUGGUCUGAUGAGACAAAAAUAGAGCUUUUUGGUCUAAACUCCACUCGCCGUGUUUGGAGGAAGAAGGAUGAGUACAACCCCAAGAACACCAUCCCAACGUGAAGCGUGGAAGUGGAAACAUCAUUAUUUGGGGAUGCUUUUCUGCAAAGGGGACAGGACGACUGCACCGUAUUGAGGGGAGGAUGGAUUGGGGCCGUGUAUCGCGAGAUCUUGGCCAGCAACCUCCUUCCCUCAGUAAGAGCAUUGAAGAUGGGUCAUGGCUGGGUCUUCCAGCAUGAUCACGACCCGAAACACACAGCCAGGGCAACUAAGGAGUGGCUCCGUAAGAAGCAUCUCAAGGUCCUGGAGUGGCCUAGCCAGUCUCCAGACCUGAACCCAAUAGAAAAUCUUUGGAGGGAGCUGAAAGUCCAUAUUGCCCAGCGACAGCCCCGAAACCUGAAGGAUCUGGAUAAGGUCUGUAUGGAGGAGUGGGCCAAAAUCCCUGCUGCAGUGUGUGCAAACCUGGUCAAGACCUACAGGAAACGUAUGAUCUCUGUAAUUGCAAACAAAGGUUUCUGUACCAAAUAUUAAGUUCUGCUUUUCUGAUGUAUCAAUUACUUAAGUCAUGCAAUAAAAUGCAAAUGAAUUACUUAAAAAUCAUACAAUGUGAUUUUCUGGAUUUUUGUUUUAGAUUCCGUCUCUCACAGUGUACCUAUGAUAAAAAUUACAGACCUCUACAUGCCUUGUAAGUAGGAAAACCUGCAAAAUCGGCAGUGUAUCAAAUACUUGUUCUCCCCACUGUAUAUUUACAAUUUAUCUUCAUCCUCAGUUUGAUUUCUGAUCUUUAAGUACUGAGUCCAUCUUAAGAUUCUUUGGAGAACACGUAACAAUGAUGUAACAAUCAUUCCAGUAGUUGAAGAUUGAUAAGUGCAAUUAUGAAAAAUAUCUAGAAUAAUAAUAAUAUGCCAUUUAGCAGACGCUUUUAUCCAAAGCGACUUACAGUCAUGCGUGCAUACAUUUUUAGGUAUGGGUGGUCCCGGGGAUCGAACCCACUACCCUGGCGUUACAAGCGCCAUGCUCUACCAAUUGAGCUACAGAGGCUUGUAUUCAGGAGAAGAAGGUUUGUACGUACAAUCUUUGGUUUGUACUUGGCGCCAUUCUUCCUGUUUCUCGUCAUCAGUGAGAUCACUUCCUGUGUCAAUAUGCGCAGUGUGACUAGCUCUGAUGCAGGUCGUACCUGCAGAUCCGAGACCAAAGCUAGCUUCAUCCUUCUCUGAAGAGUCAUUCAUUUGUUUCUAGGUUCUCCAGAUGCCCAUGUGAAGCCCCAGUUUAUGGAUGCAGAGGUGCAGGACAUCCUAACCCGAAUCACAGGCUUGGACCUGGAGAAGGUGUUCAGACCCAUCAAACAGGAGCUGAAGCCCCCCACGUACAAACUCAUGACAGAUGCACAGCUGGAGGAGGUACGGACACACACACAGUAGGUCAGAUAGUUUGUCAUGUAGAGUAGGGAAUGGGUCUACAACAUCUGCUGCAACAUUCUGAAGAUUUCAGUUGGCAGAUGAUAUCUCUGUACAGCUAGUGUCAGUCUUGUUAAUGUGUCAGUGUUUGUGUUGUAGGCGAUCCAGAGUGCCAGAGAGCAGGCCCAGAGGCUGCUGAAGAUGCCUCCAGUGCUGCCGGAGAGGAAGCCCAUCAACGAUGUCCUGUCUGAGGACAAGAUCCUGGAGGGCAUGGACACAGCCAAAUACGUCUUCACUGACAUCACCUUCAACAUACCGCACAGGGUAGGAGAGAGAGGAAGAGAGUGUGUUUGUGUCCACCAACGUUAUAUUCAACAUACACCACAGGCAAAGUGUGUGUAAUGGUUUGUGUCCAUCAACGAAAAUGUUGGUUAUCAUUUACAAUGAUAAUGCCUCAAACAAUUUAGUGCUCAUUUGUCUUCUCACUGUCAAGUUUGGUUCUCUCUUCCAUGGUUGUCUCCUGGUGUUUCCAGGAGCGGUUCAUAGUGAUCCGGGAACCCACUGGGACUCUGAGGAAGGCAUCGUGGGAGGAGAGAGACAGGAUCCUGCAGGUCUACUUCCCUAAAGGGGCCCGCAGGCUCACAGCACCCCCUGUCUUCAAGGAGGAGAGCCUGAAGGUGGUGUUUGGCCAGGAUCGUCAUGAAGAUGUGUUGGAUCUGUGCCAGGUCCAGUUUGAACCUGACUCCUCAGAAUACAUCAGGGUAAAAGACCACUGCCUUCACACUCCUCAACAGGCUGUCCAGAUGUAUGGUUAAGUUAUUAUUACCCAUUAGCAGUUAGUAAAACCCUCUCCCUAUUGGCUGUGCUCUGUUGUCCAGGUGCAUGCAGCUACCUAUGAGGAUCUAGAGAAGAUGGGGAAGUAUGAUCUGCUACGCUCCACCAGACAUUUUGGUGGCCUGGUCUGGUACCUGGUCAAUGCCAGGAGGGUGGACGGACUCAUCAUAGACAUGCUGCAGGAAGACCUGUGAGUGUCUGUGUGUGUUAGAGCAGGGGUUCCCAACCUUUCUCGGUUACUGUACCACCCCUGAAGUACCCCCUCAUGUGCAUUUUAUCAGUUAGCCUAUGGUCUCAUUAAUCUUCUCAAGUACCCCCUGUGGAUAGGCCAAGUAACCCCAGGUUGUUCUAGGUUGCAGGAUGCAGUGAGUCUGGUGGGUCUGUUCAACAAGGUCCAUCCAAACAGUGAGAUAGCCCAGGAGGCCUCCAGCCAACAGGCUUCAGGACUGGACCUGCUCAAGGUGGGGCCCAAUCAGCAGACACUAGUGUAUCUCAGGACCUGAUUGAUAGGUUGAUGCACCAGUAGCCAUGAUACCCAGUAAACCCUUUGUUUAACCUCUGUGUGUCUGUUCCUCACCAGAUCUACGCCAAGCGGGAGUCCCAGAGGGCAGGAUACAUAGAGCUGGCCCUGCAGGCCUACGAACAGACCUCCGCAGAGAGCUCCGUCUGACCGUCCCAUGCAUCACCACACAUAACCACAGGAGAGCUCCGUCUGACCGUCAUGCAUCACCACACAUAACCACAGGAGAGCUCCGUCUGACCGUCAUGCAUCACCACACAUAACCACAGGAGAGCUCCGUCUGACCGUCAUGCAUCACCACACAUAACCACAGGAGAGCUCCGUCUGACCGUCAUGCAUCACCACACAUAACCACAGGAGAGCUCCGUCUGACCGUCAUGCAUAACCACAGGAGAGCUCCGUCUGACCGUCAUGCAUCACCACAGGAGAGCUCCGUCUGACCGUCAUGCAUCACCAUGCAUCACCACAGGAGAGCUCUGUCACAUCACAGCAGAGCUCCGUCUGACCGUCAUGCAUCACCACACAUAACCACAGGAGAGCUCCGUCUGACCGUCAUGCAUCACCAUGCAUCACCACAGGAGAGCUCCGUCUGACCGUCAUGCAUCACCAUGCAUCACCACAGGAGAGCUCUGUCACAUCACAGCAGAGCUCCGUCUGACCGUCCCAUACACCUCACACCCACAACAACAAACCAACGGUGCUGUGACAUUAUCUCCAAUGGCCUGCCUAUCCAUGACCCAAACUUUCAUCAACUGGACAGUUUCGGUAAGCAAAGAGAAUAACUUUGUCCCUGAACUAUGGAGCUCAUAUGAACCACUUGCAAGCCAAGUGUCCAUUGGCAAUGAAUGGCAUCAAAAUGUGCACAUAAUUGGGGUGCGCCAAGCUUCAGUCUUCUAUCAUUUGGUGGAAGGGCACACGAUGCAGUGCAGAUAUUCACUUAUGCAUUUCAACGUUGUCAUUUGUCCAUAACCUUAAUCAUACUGUAUCUCAACAUUGGAUCUGACUGUAAGCUGUUUAAUUAUCAUGAUUUAUGUACAUACAAAAUACAAAUGUUUAUAUACAUUCUCUCUCAUUUAUUGAAUCUGAAUUAUUCAUAGGGCCUGAUUCAGACAAACACUUGUCAUCUUUAUUGAGUUGAUAACAUUUAAUUCCCUUUUCUAGACCAGGGCAUGA
Messenger RNA from Coregonus sp. 'balchen', 7828 nucleotides. Lineage: Eukaryota; Metazoa; Chordata; Actinopteri; Salmoniformes; Salmonidae. The record is from the annotation of a GenBank genome assembly.